Penicillium hordei is the source of this 1782-nucleotide messenger RNA. RefSeq names its product Zn(II)2Cys6 transcription factor. Gene Ontology annotation, biological process: regulation of DNA-templated transcription. The transcript has 3 exons. Lineage: Eukaryota; Fungi; Ascomycota; Eurotiomycetes; Eurotiales; Aspergillaceae. The record is from RefSeq and is a predicted model, not a curated record. Gene Ontology annotation, molecular function: zinc ion binding; DNA-binding transcription factor activity, RNA polymerase II-specific. The coding region runs from base 1 to 1782 and encodes 593 amino acids.
AUGGUAAAUUAUGGUAAACCUAGUAAAGGUUGCGGAACCUGUCGCUCGCGCAAGAUCAAAUGCGACCAAACCCGACCGUCCUGCGGGGAAUGCACUCGAAGGAACCGAGAAUGUCCUGGGUAUCGCGAUGAGCUAUCGCUGAUGUUCCGCGAUGAAACCGAAACCGUCGUGCGCAAGGCGCGUUCCUCUCAGUCUUCUUCUACGGCUUCUACCCCGUCGUCUUCUUUUAGACACCGAAUGCCGCCCCGAUCGUCUCGUUCUUCUUACCUAGGACAAAGUUCUGCAUCCUCUGUUACCACAAACUCAUCCACGGGCUUGGAAGACUUAGCCUUCGAUUUUAGUUCCGAUCUUAGGCACGAAUCUUGGAUGCGCCAGGCCAUUCAGAGUCCUGCGAAGACACAUCCCAAUACGAGAGUUUCGAAGCAAGAGGCUCUUUGCUUCUUCCUCCAGUCGCACGCCAUUCCCGGAAAUGGCUUGAUAACGGACAUUCUGACCAAGUUUCUCAUGGAGCCCAGUGGCUCACUAGGCCAGCAGGCUAUACAAUCUAGCAUCGUGGCGGUUGCAAGCGCCAUGCUCUCGCGUGUUCGACGAGUCGCGUCGCUGAGCCAAGUUGCACAUCAGGAGUAUGGAUCUGCACUCAAGCUAGUUAAUCGGGCGCUUGCUGAUGCCGACGAAGCUAAGACGAAUCAGACGCUCGGCGCGGUUGUUCUUCUAGCUUUAUAUGAAAUUGUCGUAUCAAGGGCCCCGCAGGGCAUCGAGGGGUGGACGAAUCAUAUUUGUGGAGCGGCAGCUCUACUACAGCACCGGGGAGCUACCCAAUUGCAAAGCGAAGUAGGAAUCCGGCUUUUUAUACAUUUACGGUAUCAGAUCAUCAUAAGUUGUCUCCAGCGCGAUGUGCUUGUGCCCAGCUCUCUGCUUGAAUUUACAAAGCUCGACAUGAUUCCUCAGAUAAAAAAUGCCGUUGGCACUAAAAUCAUCUUAAUCAUCGGCCAUCUCUCGAAUCUACGUGCAAAUAUUCACACACAAACAUUGACCGAUCCCCAAGAGAUCCUCGGUGCGGCCUGUGCCAUCGAAGCAGACCUUCUCGCCUGGCUGGCUGCUCUGCCACCAGAUUUCACAUACAGUAGCCAUACACUCAUGCCGCUGGAUCGUUCUUUCGAACGCAACUGCCACGGAAUUCGACCCUACAACAAUGAAUACCACAUCUACCCAGGGAUCUGGGCAGCAAAUUGCUGGAACCACUACCGUUGCGCACGCAUUCUUGUUAGUGAGCUUAUAUUAUCACAAGUCCACAAGCUAUCCAGCAGCUCGCCUACAUCUUUGUCCGAUGAUUUACGCUUAUACAGCAAGUCUCUGCGUUCUACCAUCCGUCGUCUGGGCACCGAUAUCUGCCGCAGUUCCCCAUUCCAUCUGGGUGCCUGUAACUCGGAAGUGCUUCCAGAAUCGCCUAUAGUUCCACCAGAGAGCUACCUGGGCGGUCUCAUGAUGCUAUGGCCCCUAUUUAUUGCCGGCAUGGUCGAGGGGCCAACUCAUCCACAGCGCCGAUGGGUGGUACAGUGUCUUCAUACGAUAGGACAUACGUGGGGGCUAGCGCAAACACUAGCAGUGAUGGAUAUUCUCAUUGUGGACCCGGGAAUGUUCCAUUCUGCAGAAAUAUAUGGCGAUGCCGCUGAUAUGGCGGCUGGAGUUUCGAAGGUUCUUCCAUUUUCCGUCUUCCAUGUACCAUAUUAUAAUCUUCCUGCUUUGAAGGAAUAUCGAGAGCUUCGAGCAUCUUCGACGUGA